Molecule: messenger RNA, 2119 nt
Organism: Dimorphilus gyrociliatus
Lineage: Eukaryota; Metazoa; Annelida; Polychaeta; Dinophilidae
Source: the annotation of a GenBank genome assembly
ACAUGACCCUCUCAUGCACCACGUGAUACUACAAACUGUUUCCGGCUUGUCGUCAAAAUAAGAUACUUGAUUAUUGGCAAAUUGGCAAUUUUUUUACAUAGUUAUUUAGUAAACAAGGUAACGUAUUAUCUUAUUUCUUUUAAUCAACAAAAUAAAGUUAAUUUAUUCUAUACUAUGUAGAAUUAUCAAUAAUCUAAAAAUAUUAUUCAUUUUUUCCAAAAUUAUUCAAUCUAACAAGUAAUAUACGACAUAUAAUAACAAACUACAGGUUACAUAGUAAUAAUUAUGAUAUAAUAUAAAAAAUUGUAACGAAACAAUUUUAAUAAAUUAACGUAGAAAGAUUUAUUUUCAAUUUUUUUGAAAAAUUAUUCAAAAGAAUAUUAUGUUUAUAUAAAUAUCUAAUCAAUUAAUUUUAAUAAGUAAAACUAUUAUAAAUAAUAUUAUUAUUAAUUAAAGACAAUUUUUCAGACAAUCGAGAGAAAAACUAGACUGGAAAUAUGUCAAUUAUAAAACAAGGAUACUUAGAUAAGUACUCUAAGGGUUUAGUAAAGAACGAAUGGAAAAAAGUAUAUCUAAAAUUGUAUUCGGACUCUUCUUUAUUUUGGUACAAAAAUAAAGAUUCGCCAACAUCUGCUGGAAAUGUAAAAUUAUCGGAGGUAGCAACAUUUAUUGCCGUUGGACAGCAUUGUUCAGCCAUACCGUUUAAUCCUGAAAUACCUGCGGGUAAAAGUAUUAAUCAGAUGAUUGCAAUUCCAUUGGAACCUAAGAAGAAAUCUAAAAUAUUCUUCUUUCUUGCUGAUGAUCAAAAAUUAUUUGAUGAAUGGUGGAAUACCAUAGUAUCAACACUUCCUCCACCUCCACAAUCAAAUCAGGGGACUAGUGCACCAGCGAGUUCUAUUGCAUCUGCACCUCCUCCGUAUAAUCCUAAUGCAGGUGGAAAAGCCCCGUAUCAGCCUGCUCCAAGUUCUAUGCCUCAACCCGCUCCGAUAGGAUUUAAUGUCAAUCUUGGAGGAGCAGCACCUCCUCCACCUGCCCCUGCUGCCCCAGCUCCGGCUUCAGGUAGCGCAGCGCCAGCGACUGGAUCAUACCCAAGACAAACUACAAACUAUCCUAGACAAGCCCCUCCCCAACAAGGAUAUUAUCCUCCAGGAAGUUAUCCACAGCAGCAACCGUAUAAUCCAUAUCCUCAGCAACCCUACUAUCCUCCUGGUCCACCACAAGGGCAAUAUUAUCAGCAACCAGGGUAUAGCUAUCCUCAGCAGCCACAUCAUCAUCGACCAAGCCAUCAAACAACCAAUGUCGUAUACGUUCAGCAGCCAGUUGCUCCUGUACAUCACCGAGGAUACGGUGGUGGAGGUUAUGGAUCCGGUAUGGGAAUUGCUGGUGGAGCCGCAUUAGGAUUUAUGGCUGGAAGUAUGAUGGGAAGCCCUUUCGGAUGGGGUGGUGGCUUUGGCUUCGGUGGAAGUUGGUCGUCCGGAAGUUGGAGUUUUGGUUCUUUCGGAUGCGAUUAAUGUAUACUUUAAAAUGACAACAUUUCCUUUCCAAGUUUAAUGAUGGAUAACCGUAAAAUUAGUCUAUUUCGACUGAGAUUAACUCCUUCAAACCGUGACGCUUUCCUUAAUAAUUUGGCAAACGAUAUCUAUACACAAUAUAAUGUUGUCCGUAGUGAAAACGUUUUCAUUCAGUAAAAAAUAGUUGCAAAUGAUUAAAGAAAAAAAUCGUAGUUAGUCUCUCCCUUUAACAUGACAAGACAAAGAGUGCAGAUCUAAAGGAAAAAAAUGCAUCUGAAAACUUUUCACUUGAUAUUAAAUGCAUUUUUCUUGCAAAAAAAGAAUUUCUAAAAUACUUAAAAAUACUUAAAAACAAAGAUUAGAUCUGAUCUAUUUUUUUUUCUUAUAAUUAUUCAGCAUAAUCGGUUUGUAUUCACAUCGUUAGUUGCAUGUAAUUUUUAUAGAAUAAAUGAGUGUUGUCCUACUUUUGAAAAAAUGUAUACAUUACCAAGUUCAUUUUUUGAUAUCACUUCAAUACAGUCAAAAAUAUCAUGCACGGUUCUGCCUUUUAUAAAUAUCUUAUCUUAUCUCUGUUUAAGGAAACUUCUUAAUGUUUAACAUUAUUCCUA